GCAUGCAGCUGCUGUCGAAUGCCUCCGGCACCCUCGGCGGCGAGGAGUGGAAGGCGAUGUUCAGGGUGGCGCUGGACCGGGUCGCGACGGACCCCCCAGCUGGUAUUAUUCCUUACCAGCUGGUUCUCACCGCCAAGCAGGACAACUUGUCCAUGAUGCCAGCGGAUGUUCAGCGUAAUGUGGCGGCAACGCUCAAGCUCAGCCCUGGAGUUCGGAUUCGCUGGCUUGGCGACGCUGCAUGCCGCGAGUUUAUCCAGAGCAACUUCGAUGAGGAGCUGCUGGCCAUCUUCGACUCCGAGGCGCGGGGCAGCUUCAGAGGGGACAUCUGCAGGACCAGCGUGCUUGCUCGGGAGGGGGGCUUCUAUCUUGACUUGGACGUGGAGUUGGCCGUGCCGCUCGAGAUGCUCGCUGCUGAUGGUGCCACUUACGUCUCG
Prorocentrum cordatum is the source of this 434-nucleotide messenger RNA. The record is from the annotation of a GenBank genome assembly. NCBI's taxonomy places the organism in Eukaryota, Dinophyceae, Prorocentrales, Prorocentraceae.